UAAAAUUGAAGAUACUAAACAGGCGUAACAGAUCAAGGCCACAAAAUUGCAAGACUUGUGCUGUUGUGUUUGCAAAUCUCUUUGCUCCAUUAACUUGUCAUCUAAAAUUGGUACUAAACAAGAGUAAGAGAAGACAAAAUUACAAGUUGGUUUCACUUGUUCAAGAUAAAAGAAGAAAAUAUGGAUAUGAUCAAAGUUGGUCCAGCGGGAGAAGCAGCACAAUAUGCAACCCGUUGGGAUGAAAAGGGAAGAGACGAAGUAGCCCAGAUUUUUGUUUCCUACACUUAUGACACAGUUUAUUCACUGCAGUUCCUCUUCUAUGAGAAUGACAAAUUAGUUAUGUCAAACAAGCAUGGCAAUAAUAAAUGUGAAGUCUUUUGUGCAGUGACGUUUGAUUAUCCAACAGAGUUUCUUACUUCCAUAAGUGGUUCAUUCCGAAAAUCUCAUGGAUCUACUAUUUUGAACUCAAUAUCAUUUGGAACCAAUAAGGGUUCCUAUGGACCAUUUGGAACCCCUUCAGAUAAUGCCAACAAGUUCACCUUUCAGAUAGGAAAUUAUCCUUCUUUUGGUGGUUUUUACGGCAGCAAAAGCAGUUGUGGUAUUGAUAGUUUAGGGAUCUAUAUGAAGCCCAUCAAAAUCUCAAUGAUCCAUUUUAAAGAUCCUAUGGAAAAGGAUAAAAAGGAAGGAGCUCAAGAGAAGCAGGGCAAGCUCAAGCUGCGUACACCUCUCACAAAUUCUGAAUAAUACAGUUCGUAUUAGUUUUCUCUAUUGCUUAUGGUUGUUUCUACAUAUCAAUUUCAGUUGGUGUGACUUGUUAUAUGAAGAAUAGUUUUCCUACUCUAAAAGUUGGAUAUAAAGAAUAUGUCUAAGGCCCUUAUUCUCUAUGAUCAA
This is a messenger RNA of Solanum dulcamara, 891 nucleotides long. Its product is annotated as inactive protein RESTRICTED TEV MOVEMENT 1-like. The coding region runs from base 181 to 744 and encodes 187 amino acids. The record is from RefSeq and is a predicted model, not a curated record. The transcript is spliced from 2 exons. NCBI's taxonomy places the organism in Eukaryota, Viridiplantae, Streptophyta, Magnoliopsida, Solanales, Solanaceae.